Neohortaea acidophila is the source of this 411-nucleotide messenger RNA. RefSeq lists its product as uncharacterized. The transcript is spliced from 2 exons. Gene Ontology annotation, molecular function: ubiquitin protein ligase binding. Gene Ontology annotation, biological process: endosome transport via multivesicular body sorting pathway. The record is from RefSeq and is a predicted model, not a curated record. Lineage: Eukaryota; Fungi; Ascomycota; Dothideomycetes; Mycosphaerellales; Teratosphaeriaceae. Bases 1 to 411 code for a protein of 136 amino acids. Gene Ontology annotation, cellular component: fungal-type vacuole lumen; fungal-type vacuole membrane.
AUGUGCGGCAGCGACAUCUUCCUCGGCCUCAUCGCCAUCCUCUUCCCGCCCAUCGCCGUCUGGGUGAAGAGAGGCAUUUGCGGUGCUGACAGCAUAAUCAACAUUCUUCUCUGCGUUCUCGGUUUCCUUCCCGGCCUCAUCCAUGCCUGGUACAUCAUCGCCGUCACGCCCGACCCCACCUACGUCCAGUUGCCACAAGAUGCCGAGCAGGGCCGCGUGACGUAUUACUACGUGCAGACGGGGCCUCACUACGGCACUACGGCUCAGCCGGGGCAGCAAGGCUAUGGAACGACGCAGAGCGCGGCGCCGAAUGCCUCUGGUUCUACUCAGCCAGCGCAGGCAGCAUCACGGGAGGAGGUGCCGCCGACUUAUCAACAGGCUGUGGGAGAUCACAAGGUUCAGAAGCCGUAA